AAUUAUAUCAAUUAGUAAUAAGAUUAUCUCUUUUGUCCUUUCUGUUACAUUCUCUUGUAACUAAAAGGGUUUUCAUGCGUACGUUAUGAAUUUGAUCAAUAUAUAUAUCAUCUAUAUAGUUGCUUGAUUUCUCUCAUCAUCGUCUCAAGCCUCUCUCUCUCUCUCUCUCUUUCUUAUAUAUAAUGAUAAUGGAAGCCAUUGAUGAUGAUCAGGAGCAGCUAUUGAGUCUUAGCCUUGCAAUUGUUUCAGAUUCGGGUUGUGAUGAUAGGAAAAGGAAGAGGAAUAUCAGAUCAAGAAUAAAUAUGAAUAAUAUUUCACAUGAUGAUGAUGAUGAUGAUGAUGAUGAUGAUGAUGAUCAAGGUUGUAGUAGUAAUAGUACCGAAGGGAAGAUAUUUCGUCUUCUGCAAGUCAGAGAACAAAUGCUCAAACUUAAUCAACACAAGAAGAAUAUUAUUAAUAAGAAAGCAAUUACUAGUUCUACUGCUAAUAAUGAUGGAAGUACUAAUAAUGGCCUCAAUUUGAUCCACCUUCUCCUUUUAACCGCCACAGCCAUCAACGAAAACGACACAGUUUCGGCCUUGGAGAAUCUGAACGAGCUUUACGAAGGUGUGUCCUUAAAUGGCGACUCGGUUCAAAGGGUAGUGGCCUAUUUUGCAGAUGGUUUGGCGGCCAAGAUUCUCACUCGGCAAUCGCCAUUUUUUGACAUGAUCAUGAAGGAGCCAACGGUAGGCCAAGAGUUCAUAGCUUUCAUAAACCUCUACAGGGUUUCUCCUUACUACCAAUUCGCUCAUUUCACGGCUAACCAAGCCAUAAUCGAGGCAUUUGAGAAGGAAGAUCUUCUUCAUCAUCAUUAUCAUGAUCAAAAGAACAUCAAUCGCGCAUUGCAUGUCAUCGAUUUCGACAUCUCUUACGGAUUUCAGUGGCCUUCUCUCAUACAAUCCCUUUCAGAAAAUAAGGCCACCGGCGGCGGCAGCAACCACCGGCCGAUCUCGCUCCGGAUUACUGGAUUUGGCAGGAGUCAAGAAGAGUUGCAAGAAACGGAGAACAGACUUGUGAGCUUCGCUAAAGGGUUUCGGAAUCUGGUCUUUGAUUUUCAAGGUUUGUUAAGAGGACAUAAUAAUUCUUGUAAUAUUAUUAAUAAGCUAAGGAGUAAGAGGAACGAAACAGUGGCUGUGAAUUUAGUGUUCCAUUUAAACACUCUGAGCAACAAUUCAGAGGUGUCCGAGACGUUGAAUUUGGUUCAUUCCAUCAACCCUUCGAUCGUGAUCUUGGUUGAACAAGAAGGUAGUAGAGCUACUCCGACAACAUUCUUGUCCAGGUUCAUGGAGUCUUUACACUAUUUUGCUGCCAUGUUUGAUUCUUUGGAAGAUUGUCUCCCUCUGGAUAGCGCCGAGAGGUUGAGCAUAGAGAAGAAUCUUCUGGGAAAAGAUAUCAAAAUCAUGCUCAACUAUGACUUUGAUCAUCAUGACCAUGAUCAUUAUCGUUGUCCGAAAUAUGAGAGGCUGGAGACGUGGAAAGCAAGAAUGGCGAGCCAUGGAUUUGGAGGGGUUAGAAUAAGCUCUAAGUCUUUGAUACAAGCAAAGCUACUCCUGAAAAUGAGGACCAAUUAUUGUUCUCCUCUACAGUUCGAUGGUGACAAUAGUAAUGGCGGUGGGUUUAGGGUUUUUGAAAGAGAUGAGGGAAGAGCUAUUUCUCUUGGCUGGCAAAAUAGGUAUCUCCAUACAGCUUCUGUAUGGCAAUGUCUAUAAUAUAGAGAUAUCCCUUUUAAAGAUAUAGGUGUUACAUUAAACGUACUUCUCUAACUUAUCUAUAUAUAUGUGUGUGUGUUCAUUUUCAUUUUUGUAAUUUUAUCUCUACAAU
This is a messenger RNA of Humulus lupulus (European hop), 1860 nucleotides long. RefSeq names its product GRAS family protein RAM1-like. Bases 183 to 1748 code for a protein of 521 amino acids. The transcript has a single exon. Gene Ontology annotation, molecular function: sequence-specific DNA binding; DNA-binding transcription factor activity. NCBI's taxonomy places the organism in Eukaryota, Viridiplantae, Streptophyta, Magnoliopsida, Rosales, Cannabaceae. The record is from RefSeq and is a predicted model, not a curated record. Gene Ontology annotation, cellular component: nucleus. Gene Ontology annotation, biological process: regulation of DNA-templated transcription.